AUGGUCACAAUUGGAAAUGCUCAUGACGAUUUGAUUCAUGACGCAGUAUUAGAUUACUACGGCAAAAGAUUAGCCACAUGCUCUUCAGAUAAGACAAUCAAGAUUUUCGAUAUUGAAGGAGAAAAUCAUAAAUUGACCGAGACAUUGAUUGGACACGAGGGUCCAGUGUGGCAAGUUGCCUGGGCACAUCCUAAGUUUGGUGCAAUUUUAGCAUCUUGUUCAUACGAUGGUAAGGCGUUGAUUUGGAAGGAACAACCUGAAACAAGACAAUGGUCCAUCAUAGCAGAACACAAAGUCCAUCAGGCAAGUGUCAAUUCUGUUUCAUGGGCUCCUCAUGAACUUGGUGCUGUCUUGUUAUGCACAUCAUCAGACGGUAAAGUGUCAGUAGUCGACUUUAACGAUGAUGGUACCACUCUGCACAUUGCCUUUGACGCCCAUGCUAUAGGUGUGAACUCAGCUUCAUGGUGUCCAAUUAUUAAAGAUAAUAUAAGACAAUUUGCCACUUGUGGUUCCGACAACUUGACCAGAAUUUGGAAAUGGGACCCUAAAGAUAAUAAAUACGUCGAAGAAGCUACUUUAGAGGGCCAUUCUGAUUGGGUCAGAGAUGUAGCUUGGUCUCCUUCAGUAUUUGUCAAGUCUUACAUUGCCACAGCAUCUCAGGACCGUACUGUCUUGAUCUGGACCAAAGAAGGUACAAGUGGCAAGUGGGAAAAGCAAUUGUUGACUACUGAAAAGUUCCCUGAUGUAUGCUGGAGAUGUUCCUGGAGUUUGUCUGGUAACAUAUUAGCAGUUUCUGGAGGAGACAAUAAGGUUAGCUUGUGGAAGGAAAGUUUACAGGGUAAAUGGGAAAGUGCUGGAGAAGUUGAUCAAUAA
This is a messenger RNA of Dujonia railenensis, 873 nucleotides long. Lineage: Eukaryota; Fungi; Ascomycota; Pichiomycetes; Serinales; Debaryomycetaceae. The record is from the annotation of a GenBank genome assembly.